UCGGAUUUUUUCAAUGGAUUCCUAAUUUCAAUUACAAGAUAAAAAGUUUUUCAAAAAUUUUGUUGCAAUUUUAAAAAAAGCCUUUUUCUUCGUUCUUAUUAUUUAACUUUAAAGAUUUCCAUUUGAGUUUAGAUACAUUUCCACUCAAGAACAGACGGAUAGAAGAAUUGAAAUUUUUCGUUCUGUACAAACUGAUAUUUGAAAUCAAUUCGACUGUCCUUGCAGAUAUAUUUUAAUCUUGAAUUUGACAAGAACAAAAAAUAUUAACUAUAAAUUCUAUGCGGGAAUCCUUUUAAACAAUUUAUCACCAGGCUAUUAUUUUUGUGUAUUUAAUUUGCAGUAAAUAUGAAAUUUUAAAAUUUUAAAAUGUUUUAUCCACCUACUAGGAUUUAUAGAUUUAUAUAAUUAUCGUUGGUCGUUGGCCGUUGGCUCGUAACCAUUUGUUGCUCGUAACCGUUUCGUUGGUAGUUGGUCGUUGGACCAUAACAAAUACUUUUUCCUAAUUGUCAUCGUUGGUCGUUGGUCGUUGGCCAUUGGAUGAUAACAAAUACUUUUUCUUGAUUGUCAUCGUUGGUCGUUGGUCGUUGGCCAUUGGAUGAUAACAAUUACUUUUUCUUGAUUGUCAUCGUUGGUCGUUGGUCGUUGGCCAUUGGAUGAUAACAAUUACUUUUUCUUGAUUGUCAUCGUUGGUCGUUGGAUGAUAACAAAUACUUUUUCUUGAUUGUCAUCGUUGGUCGUUGGUCGUUGGCCAUUGGAUGAUAACAAAUACUUUUUCUUGAUUGUCGUCGUUGGUCGUUGGAUGAUAACAAAUACUUAGAUAGAUAAUUGUAAAUAAUAUGAUAGUUGGUCGUUGGUUAUUUGUAUUACUGUCUUCUGCUGUAAAGGGGAAAUUCUAAAACCGCUCCGUAAUAGAUUAAAGAUAUAGCUACCUUCUCCUUGGAAUGUCAAGUGAACAAAUUUGGGUUGGAGGAAGAACACUGAUUUUUGUUUAGAAGAAACGUGGAGAUGGAGACGACUAUAUACCAUAUAAACUUUUUUGUCAAAACGACACUUCUUUGCUUGUCCCAGGCGGUUUCCAAUUUUCAAUAACUAGCUAUAACAUAAGUCCAACAUCAUUUAUACCUAGGGUUCUAUUUGAUAUUUCACUGCUGAGUGAAUUUGGUUUUUUAUGCUUCUAUUUCAUCACAUGAGUUGACUGUUAUUCUUUUGGACUUUGCACUUGAGUGAUUGGUUUUUUACCUGUAUAGCUAAGUGUGUAUAUUAAUAUUUGGAGCAACUAUAGAAUACCCCCCGUAAAAAAUUAAAACUACGUAACAACGCACCUACUCAGCAAUACAGCAACGUAGAUGCUCAGCUACGCAGCUACUCAGCAAUGCAGCAACGUAGAUGCUUAGCUACGCAGCAACACAGCUACUCAGCAACGCAUCUAAUCAGCAAUACAGCAACGUAGAUGCUCAGCUACACAGCAAACCAUCUACUCAGCAAUGCAGCAACGUAGAUGCUCAGCUACGCAGCUACUCAAGUACGCAGCAAUGUAGAUGCUCAGCUACGCAGCAACAUAGCUACCCAGCAACGCAUCUGCUCAGCAAUACAGCAACAUAGAUGCUCAGCUACGUAGCAACCUAUCUACUCAGCAAUGCAGCAACGUAGAUGCUCAGCUACGCAGCUACUCAAGUACGCAGCAAUGUAGAUGCUCAGCUACGCAGCAACACAGCUACCCAGCAACGCAUCUGCUCAGCAAUACAGCAACGUAGAUGCUCAGCUACGUAGCAACGCAUCUACUCAGCAAUGCAGCAACGUAGAUGCUCAGCUACGCAGCUACUCAAGUACGCAGCAAUGUAGAUGCUCAGCUACGCAGCAACACAGCUACCCAGCAACGUAUCUGCUCAGCAAUACAGCAACGUAGAUGCUCAGCUACGUAGCAACGCAUCUACUCAGCAAUGCAGCAACGUACUCAGCUACGCAGCAAUGCAGCUAUUUACCACUACAGCAACAUAGAUGCUCAGGUACACAGCAAUGCAGCAACGUAGAUGCUCAGCUACUCAGCAAUACAGCAACGUAGAUGCUCAGCUACGCAGCAACUCAAGUACGCAGCAAUGCAGCUACUCAGAAAAAUAGUUGAAAAUGGUUUUAGAUAGUUAAGAGGGAUAGGAGCAAAAGCUUUGUUUUUAAAAUUAAACCAGUUUAAAAAAAUAUUAUAUAACAUUAUAUAAAUGUUUUCUAAUAACUAAAAAUAUUAAAUGAAUAAGGAAACUAUUUAAAGAACGAAAUAGAGGCUAACCUAUAGAAUCAUGAAAGCGAAGUUGUUAUAUUGCGAAAUGUUUAGUGUAACAAACCAACUUGGUAUGUUUGUUGAUAUUUUGCUUUAGUUUAACUGUCCAACUGUGUUUUAUAGUCUUAUUUUUUUACGGGGGGUAUUUAUAGUUUAGCCUAAUAUUUUUAGUCCAACCAAUAUACAGCUAAUUUGGCAAUUCGAUUUGACGUCAUAACAAUUUUUUCGAGGUGAAAAGUUUCCAUACUUUAGGUGAAGAGAGUGCAGAGAGCUAGACACAUUUUGGAGUUUUAAAAAUAAUGUUAGGACGUUUGAGCACAGAUAAUUUUUUGGAGCAAAAUCUAGAUAUCUAAGCAUUUCCAGACCAUAUUUUAUUGCGUUUACCUUUCGUUAGCUAAUUAUUCUUUCAUUUCCACAUUUUUUAGCAUUCUUCCCCCCUACGAACUGGUUUGUUUUCACCCUGCGAAAUUUAAAAAAAUGGCAGAUGUAGCACAAAUGUGAUUCUUCAAUUAAGGAAAAUGUCAAUUAUCACUACAGCAACAAAGAUGAACCAAAUCGCCGAAUAAGAACGACAGAUAAACAACUACCGCCUCCAAAAAAGCUCUGAAUCUUGACGCUAAAAUUAACACAAAAUUUUCAAGAGCAACAAUUGUAAUGCCGAUUAGGUUAUUGAGAAUUGACUUGUUUGUAACUUGUGAAUAUGUUCAAACUAAAAUAAAUUUUCACAAAAUUUUUUAAAUAAACUAAAAAAUUGAACUGACAAAUUCUAGAGUGACAAUAAUAUUGAGUUUGAAAAAUUAAAAAUUGACUUAACCUAAGAAGACACACUUAAGAAAUAAAAAUGGCUGACACUGAAACAAAACAAAACUUACUAGGUAGUCAGUGUAAACAGUACUGAGUGUACCCAGUGCAUAUUAAUUUUUAAUUAAACUUGUUUGAAGUUGAUUUGACAAAUGUUAUAAAAUUAGUCUUGACUUUGAUUCAUCAUAAAUGUACUCUUUAAAAUUCAUGUAAAGAAAAAGUGUGUCUAUUUAUAAAAAUAUUAAUCAGAAAUAAUUGCCUGGUGAAUAAUUACAUACAAAAUUACAGCAAUUAUCUAAGAUGAGCAUAAAGAAUAGAAUAAAAUAAUGACCUAAGGGAAUAUAAAUAACAUACAUGAUUUUUUGAUAAUAAUCAAAUGAAUAUAAUUACCUAGACACCAUAAUAAUAAAAAAUAAAUGUGAUUAAAAUAGAUAAUAAUAAAAAAUUGAUUAAAAAAGAUAAUGGUGGAAAAGAUAAGGAGAAAUUUUUGUCUUUUUAAAUGUUCAUGUUGCAGCACAACAAUUUAUCGAAGUUAAAGAGUGCAAAGAAAAUUAUUUCAUUCAAUACGUAAAAAUUUUUUCUAAAAAUGAUUUAUUUCAGUAUUAGUGAGCUUUGGCAAUGAAAUAAGAUAUUAUUUUAAUCUUCAAAUAUUGAAGGUUAUCUUUUGAUUCAUAGAAAUUAAUACUAGUAAAAUUUUUCAAAUAGUCUAAUAUUGCUUAGUUGUAAAUAAUUAUUUUCCAUUCCGGCUUCUGGCUUUCUCUCGAGAGACAAUAUAAUAGCCCUGCGCUCGAUUCCAGAAGUCUGCUGUGUUUAUUUCAGAUCUAAAGUAAAGCGGAAGUGAAGUAAGAAAACAAAUUUCAUAACUUCAAAUAUGGAAGCCAUACACGUGUUGGCUCAGAAGCUGUUAAAUUUACCAUCACAACCACAGGAGACGCACCCAUUACUCCCAAAUAUGAAAUUACUGGCAUGCAAGCUGUCAGGAAAUCCCUCGGAAUGCGAAAUAUUUCAGAGGAGAUGGUUGAUGUCAUCAUCAAAGGAUGGAGUGAUGGAACACAAAAACAAUACGCACCGUGAAUUAAUAGAUUUAUUUGGUACUGUAAUGAAGGGACUUGGAUCCCUUUCAUGCAACUGUAAAUACAGUUGCAGAGUAUCUUGUAUAUUUGAUGAAAAAUGCAACAAAUGAAUAUUCUGCUGUAAACACGGCAAGAUCAGCAUUGUCAAGUUUUCUACCCUUCGCAGGAGGAGAGCCUGUAAGAAAACACCCUAUUAUAAAAAGAGUAAUGAGGGGGAUCUUUUGAGAAAGAUCUUCCUUCCCACUUUAUGCAUUUACUUUUGACGCUAAAAAGUACUCGCUUAUUUGAACGGUUUAGGGCCUUGUGAUAAAUUAACAUUACUUCAGUUGACUGAGAGGUCGUCAAAGCGACCAAACAGUUUGGUAUUUGGAUAUUUGCUUUAUACACAUGACAGACACCCGUACAAUGUGAGUCCACAAAAUAACCAAAUUAACAAGACCUGGUUUCCACGUGGCACUGCUAGAAUUCAACAAAUAUGAGAAUGAAAAUUUGUGCGUUUUGUCAAACUUACGACACUAUCUACCGAAAACGUUUGGCAUUAGAGGUGUUUUUGUCGCGCUUUUCAUCAGUCCGUAUCCACCGCAUAAACUGGUGACGCAAGUACAAUUGGAAGAUGGGUAAAAUCUUGUUUGAUAAAAGCUGGUAUGGAUACUAACAUAUUUUCUGCGCAUAGUACAAAAGCCACUUCAACAUCAAAAUCAUUAAGUAAAGGUAUAACUAUGAGCGAAAUUAGAUUAAGAUGUAAAUAAUUUGAAUUAAAAUAAAGUUAUGAAACUAAGAAACCUAGUAUGUUUGAUACACCUGUUAAAUCUGGGGCCUGAAAAAGACGCCUGCUUAAAAAUCUCACAUUGCCUCUAUCGGGAAAGCCGGAAGCCAGGAUGGAAAAUAAUUGAGAAAUUAAACGAGCACUUACGGUGCCAUGUUUGAUGGAGAUUGUUUUGUGUUCUGGAUGUAGGGUUUUGAAGGUAGAGAUAAUAUGCCUCACACAUCCACCCUUUGGUGGUGCAGCAGAAGGUUCGGCAUAUAGGCAUGGUUUCUGACCCCGUUAAAAAAGUUAAAAAAGGCCUGGAAUCGAGGGCAACGCUCUCAUAUUAUCUCUACCUUCGAAACCCUACAUCCAGAACGGAAAAUAAUCUCAAUCAAACAUCGCACGGUACAGUGUAAGUGCUUGUUUAAUUUCUCAAUAUUUGAUUGUGUUAGUGUUAAAACAGCACUAUUAUGUUUUUCAGAAGAACUAUUUGUGUGUGUGUGACUUUUGCCUAUGGAAUCAUCAAUCAAUCAUCAAUCAUUGAUUGUUUAAAAUAUGUAGAGGUUUAAAAAAUGAAAAUUAUCACAUGGAAUAUUAAUGGCAUUAGAGCAUACAAUAAAUCAAGCAUAUUGAAAUUGUUAUUUGAUUCAUUUGGAGCUGAUAUAAUUUGUUUACAGGAGACAAAGAUAACGAGGAAUCUGCUUACAGAAGACAUUGCAAAUGUAGAUGGAUACUUGGCUUUUUUUAGCUUUUCAAGAAAGAAGGGAGGGUAUUCAGGUGUUGCAACAUAUUGUAAACAGAAAUUCUGCCCCAUUUCUGCCGAAGAAGGAAUAACUGGCAUUUUGCAGAACCAACCGUGUGAUGUGUUUGGUGAAAACAUGUUAGCAUUCACAGAUGAAGAAUUAAAAGACCUUGACGCUGAAGGUAGAGCAGUGAUAACAGUUCACGAAACUGAGAGUGGCAAUCAUGUUCAUAUCUUUAACCUUUACUGUCCACGUGCUGAUAUUGACAAUGAAGAGAGAUAUAAAUACAAGAUGAAUUUUUAUGCAUGUUUGGAAGCUAGAUGUAAAGCUUUAAUACGUGCUGGAAAACACGUGAUUGUAGCUGGCGAUUUGAAUGUUUCUCACAAACGUAUCGACCAUUGUGAUCCUGAUGAGGAUUUCGAUCAAAAUGUUGCUCGUGUAUGGUUUGACCAGUUUUUGAACGGUUGCACCCAACAGAACACCGGUGACCGUCAGAAUGAAGAGGAGAGUGAAGAAAGUUUUGACGAAACGUUCCAAAACAAAUCAGUAUGUUUCGCAACAGGUGUUUUGAUAGACACAUUUCGGAAAUUUCAUCCCAAUCAAACAGGUGCAUUUACAGCUUGGAGUUCGCGAAUAAGAGCGCGAGAAACGAAUUAUGGAACUCGUAUUGAUUAUAUUUUAGCCGAUAAACAGCUGGCGGAAAACGGAUUUUUAGAUACUCGUGUUCGUCAGGAUAUCGAUGGAUCGGAUCAUUGUCCGGUUGAGUCGGAUUUGUCAUUCUCAUUUGUCCAGUGUAGCUCGGUACCGGAUUUGUGUGCGAUUAACAUGCCCGAAGUUUGUGGAAAACAACAAAGAAUUAAAUCGUAUUUUACGAAAAAGGAAAAGACGUACGAAAAUAUCCAAGCAGAUGAAGGGGGCUUAUGUACUCCUCCGUUGAGUGUACAAACGAAACGAAAGAAUGGGUGCAACGAAAAGGAAGCGGCUAAGCGUAAGAAGAUAGAUAACUCGAAAUCCUUGCUUGGAUAUUUUGGGAAAAAAACGAACUGUGAGAAAACCUUUGUGGAGGAGAACAAAAAAGUAAAAGAGACGGAUAGUGGUUUUGAAACAUUGCCUAUAGUAGAUUCUGCGAAGCCUUUAAGAGAUCGUAGUAAAAAUAAAAACACUUGGAAAAGUAUAUUGAAAGGACCAGAACCGGCGCCUUUAUGUUCGGGUCAUAAAGAGAAAUGUGUGUUAAGAACAGUUAAGAAAGAAGGUCCGAACGUCGGUCGACAAUUUUACAUAUGUCAUCGACCUGCCGGGCACACUUCUAAUCGAGAAGCGAGUUGUAAUUUCUUUUUAUGGAAGACGUAAGAAAUAUUUACGUGAACCGAGAAAUUAAAUUUUGUUACUUUUUAAAAAAAAAUAGAAAUAGAUUACUUUUAUAUAUUUUAAAGUUUUGUGCAUAACCAGAUUCGGAGAAAGUAUGUAUAUUUUAAAGUUUUGUGCAUAACCAGAUUCGAAGAAAGUAUGAAAAGGAAAGUAUAAAGACGGAUAAACCUGAAAGUUUUUGAAGGUUUUGUUUGUAACAAACCCUGCUUUAGAAACUACGGCCUCGAUUACGACCCUCGUAAUAACGAAAUAAUAAGAAUGCGAUACUGUCAAUUUCUAAGUUCGUUUGGAGAAAAAAAUUACCAAUUUGAACAAUGAGAAGAUUAAGUUCAAUUUCUGGUUUAGUGUGGAGAAAAAAUUGUACUGGGUGUGAAAAUAUAAAGUAAAAACUGUGCAUAUGAAAUAGUAUAUUUUAUGUUACACAAAUUUAACAUGUGAUAAUCAUUUUCAGCGUGUUGCAAAAAUUUUGGCCCGGUAACUUUUAGAUGACAGAACAUUUUUUGUUUUUAGACCAAAUUUUCGCCUAAAACAGUGCCAAUUGAAAAUUAUUUUAACCCGUUAGAUAAAGAAAAAGCUACCUUAAGGGACUUAAUUUUCGCGACUUUCGCGAAAAUUAAGUCCCACGCAAAUUAUUGGGGAACUUACUAUUCAGAAAUUUCACGAUAAUUAAUUCUCAUGAAAUCGAUAUUUUCUUUCUGUAUUAUAAUUUCAACUUCAGCAGUAUUUAUUUUUUCUUCUAUAUAGAAACCCUUGAAAAAUCAUAUAAAUUGUGAAACAAAA
Molecule: messenger RNA, 7785 nt
Organism: Hydractinia symbiolongicarpus
Lineage: Eukaryota; Metazoa; Cnidaria; Hydrozoa; Anthoathecata; Hydractiniidae
Product: DNA-(apurinic or apyrimidinic site) endonuclease 2-like
Exons: 7
Coding region: 5467-6987 (506 amino acids)
Biological process (GO): base-excision repair
Cellular component (GO): nucleus
Molecular function (GO): endonuclease activity; DNA binding; double-stranded DNA 3'-5' DNA exonuclease activity
Source: RefSeq, a predicted model, not a curated record